CUCACAUUUUAUUUAUUCCCACCAGACGUUUGAGGGUUAAUUUCUUUAUAUCGCCGAGCCCGUACAACAGAGGGAGCUGUUCCUCCAGAACUGUAAAUCAGACACAGCCUCUGGCUCACUGUCUGAACGUGGUGUGCCAGGCGGGCGUUUCCCAGCUUCUUUUCUGUGUUGUGUGUGUCUGGCUCCGGAUCUCGCUCCAUGUUCAUGGUCACCACCGGGCCCUCUCGGCUCAGCCUACUGCUUCCCCACCAUCUUCCCUCCCCAAAUACAGCAGGGGGGACACACGGCAGCCGGUGCGGAAAAUUAAAGUGAGUUGGAAAUCUACUUGGCGGCGCAGACUUAAGCAUCUUAACGUCUGCAGUCGCCUGGAUCAGUCGGUGCUGGGGCACAAUCUGGGAGUUUAAUAUAGGCCAGGAGAGAAGAGAACGACGCUGUGCAAUCCACGGGGAGGGACCGAGCUGCCUCCUGUCCCCGCUGCUGUGCGAGUGGCCCAGGCAUCACCCUCGCCCCCCACUCCGCUGACCAGCAGCAGACCGGGGUUGGGGGGGGGGGGGGAAGAGAAGGGACACACGAAGACCCACGGGAGGAGGAGGAGGAGGGGGUGGGGGCAAUAAACCCGCGACCACGGAGCAUUUUCUUUUACUUUCCUGUAGCGGCGGGGCGGUAAAUGGAGAAUUAAAGUGGAGAGGGAGAGGGAAGAAAAUAGACGCAUAAAACAAUCUCCGAGCAGACGGAGAGAGCAAUUUAAAUGGAAGGGAAAAGCAUCUGCACUUGGAUGAAAAGAAAAUCACUCAAGGAAGAUUGAAAGUAAUUUCGACCGGACUAACUCCCCGCUUCACGCCGAAGAGAAAAAAAAAAUUGUCGACGGGAACAUCUCUUCAAAACGCCACGGGACUUAAUAAAUAAGUGAACGUUUAUUUUUCGCCGUUCCCUCAGAGCGGAAAAGCAGCAUCGUCGAGAAGGAAAAAAAAACCGGGACAUCGUCGGAAUUUAAAAACACAGGGAUUCCCCCCCCCCCAAACAAGUUUAUAUUUUUAAUUUUCGAUUCCGUCCUCCGACACAGAAUUAAACUUUAAGGAAGAUUUUAACAGCGAAUGGAAAUCUUCGGAAUAUUGUCCUGAUCUUGCCCUCCCGCAGAAGAAAAUAGUUUCAGAGAGAAGAGGAUUUCCCCACCCUCUUGGUCUGGAAGCCGACAGCUCCCCGCCCCGGAUUUUUAAAUAACCGAAGACUUAAAAAGGAAAACAAUUAUAGGUCCAACUGGACCGAGAGUUACCGUAGAGGGGAGCCGCUUGUCGCCCGUGGUCCGGGCCCGUCUGGCUGGAGGGGCGCCUCUCCUUCAGGCCACCGACCGUUGGUCGCGCGGAUUUAAAGCGGCGCCGCGAGCUGAGGGUCGGACGGACUCGGUCGGUUGGCGGGCCCGCGGUUUUCCCCGACGCGAUCCCUAGGCUUUUACUUUCUCCUGGCUGCUUGCCUGCGGGAAUGAUGAGUGCCAGGUCCCGGGUUGUUGGCGGUGUGCUGCCCAGCUGUCAUUAACCAAGGGGCCGCACACUUGACUGCACGACGCCUUCUGAUUAUUUUUGUAAAUUCAUCCUCGUUGGACAUGGCUGCUUCCUUCUGCCUUCUCUUCUUUGGGAUGCAGGCCGCCUUGUUGAGCGCCGGGGGCGCUGCCCAGAGUAAUGAGAGGCGCUGUGCCUUCAAAGAUUCGUUUACACAUUCUGAGGAGCAUGGCAUCAGUAAAGAACGCAUCAACCAGGAAAAUGGCACCAUUGUCUGUGAGAAGGGCUAUCAGUGCUAUGGAUUGUGGGAGAAGAUGAGUGAUGGAGGCAUUCGCAUAAAGAAACAAGGCUGUUGGGUUCACUUUGGAGACAAGGAAGAGUGUCACCCUCCAGAGUGUGUGGUGACAAACCACAGAGAGAAUGGGACUUACCGCUUCUGCUGCUGUAGUACCGACAUGUGCAACGUUAACUUCACGGAGAAAGUUAUCCCGGAGCCUGCCCCGACACAAACAGUACCACGCAGUGCUUGGAGUCAACAUUCCAAAGAGGAGCCAAUUGUAAUUGCCUUGGCAUCAGUAUCUGUUGUAGCUGUCCUGAUUGCGGCUUUCUUCUUUGGAUAUAGAAUGUUUGCAGGAGACAGGAAGCAUGGACUUCACAGUAUGAACAUGAUGGAAGCAGCACCCUCGGAGCCUUCCCUGGAUUUGGACAGCCUCAAGUUGCUUGAGGUGAUUGGCCGGGGUAGAUAUGGUGCGGUGUAUAAAGGAUCGUUGGAUGAACGCCCAGUUGCUGUGAAAAUCUUCAGUGCUUCAAACCGUCAGAAUUAUAUCAAUGAGAGAGACAUAUACAGGCUCCCACUGAUGGAGCAUGAAAACAUAGCCCGCUUCAUUGUGGGUGAGGAAAGGAUAUCCAGUGACAACAGAACAGAGUACAUGCUGGUGAUGGAAUACUAUCCCAAUGGGUCAUUGUGUAAGUACCUGAGUCUCCACAGCAGUGACUGGGUUAGCUCCUGCCGGCUGGCACACAGCAUUACCAGAGGCCUCGCUUACCUUCACACAGAACUACUGCGACCUGAUCAAUACAAGUCAGCUAUUACACACAGAGAUCUCAACAGCAGGAAUGUGCUAGUGAAGAAUGAUGGAACGUGUGCCAUCAGCGACUUUGGCCUUUCCAUGAAACUGACUGGCAAUAGAUUGGUUCGACCAGGAGAGGAGGACACUGCGGCCAUCAGUGAGGUUGGCACAGUCCGUUACAUGGCUCCUGAGGUGCUGGAGGGAGCAGUAAAUCUGCGGGAUUGUGCAUCUGCUCUCAAGCAGGUGGAUAUGUAUGCACUGGGCCUUAUCUACUGGGAAAUAUUCAUGAAGUGCUCAGACCUUUUCCCAGGAGAGACAGUGCCUGACUAUCAGAUGGCCUUUCAGGCUGAGGUGGGAAACCACCCCAGCUUUGAAGAUAUGCAGCAUUUGGUCUCAAGGGAGAAGCAGCGACCCAAAUUUCCCGAAGCCUGGAAAGAGAACAGCCUGGCAGUCCGAUCACUAAAGGAAACAAUGGACGACUGCUGGGACCAGGAUGCAGAGGCUCGUCUCACAGCCCAGUGUGCAGAAGAGAGAAUGGCAGAGCUCAUGGUGAUGUGGGAUCGAAACAAGUCUGUGAGUCCCACGGUCAAUCCCAUGUCGCAGUUUACUACAACAGCCAUGCAGAAUGAACGGAAUCUGUCACAUAGUCGUCGAGCGCCAAAGAUGGGACCCUACCCUGAUUAUUCUUCCUCUUCAUACAUUGAAGACUCCAUCCACCACACUGACGGUAUGGUAAAAAAUAUCUCAACUGAAAACUCUACAUCUGGCACACCAUCGACCACCAGUGAGAAAAAUCGCAACUCCAUUAAUUAUGAAAGGCAGCAGGCUCAAGCACGGAUCCCCAGUCCAGAGACCAGCAUCACCAGCUUAUCAGCAACAACUACCACUACAAACACUGCGGGCCUCACACCCAGCACUGCCAUGUCCACAAUCUCGGAAACACAGUACUCUGAGGACACUAAUACACAAGUGGGCAACUUACUGCCACCUCUCGGCUCUACUCCAGUAUGUCUGCAGCUGACUGAAGAAGACCUGGAGACCAACAAGCUAGAUCCUAAAGAAGUGGAUAAGAACCUCAAAGAGAGCUCAGACGAAAACUUAAUGGAGCACUCUCUGAAGCAGUUCAGUGGAUCUGACCCUCUUAGUGGUAGCAAUCCCAGUCUCCUCUACCCUCUGAUCAAGCUGGCAGCUGAGGUAACCGGGCACCAGGAUUUUCCCCAACCCAGCACCAGCCAGGCUUGUUUGAUCCCUGACAUCCCAGCCACUCAUAUGUACCCCCUCCCCAAACAACAAAACAUCCCCAAGCGUCCCACCAGCCUUCCCCUCAACACCAAAAACAUGGCGAAGGAAUCACGACUGAAGUUUGGCAGCAAGCACAAGUCAAACCUUAAGCAGGUGGAGACAGGAGUGGCAAAAAUGAACACCAUAAAUGCAGGAGAGCCCCAAGUGGUUACUGUCACAGUGAAUGGCAUUGCUAGAAGAGACCAUGCAGGGAACCCACACCCUGUGGUCACACAGUAUGCUAAUGGAUCAGUGCCUGGCCCUCAGAAGUCCAAUGUAGUAAGCCAUCGAGGCCAGGAACCCCUCCAAUCUCAGUUUAGUGGGGAGGACAGCAGAGUGAACAUAAACUCCAGUCCAGAUGAACAUGAACCAUUGCUGAGGAGGGAACAACAAGCCACUCGGGAUGACAUCAUUGCCGAGAGGCUAAUGGACAGGAGGGAUCGUCCACUUGACCAGGGACGGACAAAUUCUAACAAUAACAACAACAGCAAUCAAUGUGGCACAGUAGAUGGUACAUUGGCAAAUGACCAGCAAGGCCCAGUGGCACGGCGGCAAGGAAGGAGGGCAGAAAGGCCAAACUCACUCGAUCUCUCGUCAGCCAGCAUUCUGGAUAGCUGUAGUACGCCAUGUGAGACAACAAAGGAAAGUAAGCAGGCCUCUUCUGGGGACAAAAUAAAGAAACGAGUUAAAACUCCAUACUCGCUAAAGAGAUGGCGACCUUCAACAUGGGUCAUUUCAACAGAGCCCAUUGAUGGCGAGGUCAACAACAAUACUGGCAGCAACAGUGCAGUGGGGCGUUCGAAAUCCAGCACCACGGUUUACCUGAUCGGGGGUAGUGGUGGCACUGCCACAGCAACAGUUGGCAGGGAGACAGGACUGAACUGCCUGUGAAUCUUUAACUAUUACUUUGUACUUCGUAAGGAGAGAAAGAAACAAAUAUAAAAGGACAGCUAUUCCACCCUUGAACUGCACCCUUUUCCCACCAUCUUGAUAACCCCUUCCCAAAUUCACACUUGCUUUAGAGUUCAGCUAUGCAGCAAAGCUUAGAAAAUCUGUCAUUUUUGAGAGCUUUUUUUUGUUUGUUUUCCUUCUUCUUGCACUUUUUUUGGAAAGGAAGAAAGAUAAUCUUUGAGUGAAGCCUAGCCUGAGGCAAGCACUACGAAGGGUCUCACAGAGGUCUCAGAAAAACAAGCAGCACACAACUUUAUUAGCACUCAUUGUGGAUCAGCUGAACCUCUGGUGAAGAUCAUGCACGUGGGUUCUCAAGGCAGGUGUAACUAAUGGUGAGCAAUGUGGAAAACACUAAAGUAUUUUGCCUCCCCAUUGAUGCCAUUUAUGAAGACAUUCUGAUUUUGUUACUGAAUUAUAAAGAGUAUAGUAUCACCUUUUGAGAAAAAUACCUUUUGUUGGAAUGUGCAAUAGGCUUAGCUUAGUAACGCUUUUAAGAAAAGAAAGAAAAUUAUUAUUUAAAAGUUGUGUCUUUUCUCUGUAUAUCACUGAAGGUUGCUUAAUGUGCAUGGGCCAGUGGUGACCUUGUUCUUCUUCUGCAGCCCCUUCCCCUUCAACACACCCAUCCCCCACUCCAGCCAUGGAGGGCUGGUGCACUAUGCAUGGUCCCCAAAUGUUAUUAUGGUGGCACUCAUCUCCCCUCCCUCCCAUAGAAUUGCCAUUAGCCUCCUCAUCUGACCCAUGAAUACACAAUUCUGUUUUAGUGGGCCAAGCACUUAAAUUGUCCAAUACCUUGCCAUCUUCUUCCACCGCCCCCCCCCCCCCCCCCCCCAUUCCCUCUGAACCCUAACCACUAAAACCCAUUCUAAAGGUGUGUCUGAUCCUGCACCUACUUGGCUUCUGAAACUUUUAAUAAUGGAUCAAUCUUUAUGGUGCACCAGUUUUUUCUGUAUCAUUGUUUCAUGUUUUAUUGUGAACAUGGAUGUGGAUGAACUGAUUAUGCAGUGAAUUUUCACCUCUGGUUCAUGGGUUCAAAUUCUUGACAAGUCCCUUCUGAGUGCUGGCUCUAAGCCUCUUUUAAAGAAGAAGGUUAAAUGGUCUCAAUCCACUUCUUCAGUUGGCAUGAACUCACUGUACAAAACAACUCUGAUUUACACUAGAUUUAUAGUCUUACUCCAGAGGGCCCUUUAUGUCCACAAGGGAAACAAAUCACAGGUAGAGUUGGAUACUCUCCUAAGGUUGGACCUUAAAGCCAUGUAAACUGGAACAUAGAGGAGUAUCCAACCCAUGCUAUACAUUCCCUGGGAGGGUUUGUUAUAGGACAAUGUGGAAAUUAGCUUUAAACUGUAUCUAACUUGUGCCUAUACUUGGCCUUUAAGGGUAUUUGGUGCUGACAAUAGCUGCUCAAAGAGGAAAAUGUUUCUUUCUGAAGUGCUAAUAUCCCUAGCCUUGAGAGGUUCAUCAAAAUAACAAAAGUUUAAAUGGCCACUCUAAUCCCUAAUUGAAGUUUAAAGGAAGAUUUCUGCUAUUAGAUCUCCUGACCUCUCCUGCUUCUGUGCUGGAUAGCUACAGCUUACACUGCACCUUUUAUAAUUUUCACAGCAAGCAGAGCAGCCAAAAAUAGAAGAAUGGAGGAGAGGAUUAGUUUCAGAUUUGUGACAGACUGGAGAUGUUCAGGGUGAAACAUGUCCACUUCAUUGAGGUCCAUUUGAAAUCUGGCUUCUCUGAAUCACGUUGAAAAUGUAAGGUGGCUGCACUGUAACUGGUAGUUCAGUCUCCAGGGGAGCCAGUUCAUUAGAACACUGAUUCAUGCCUUGUGGCCAUUAUGUGCCCUUGGUCAGAAUAGCGGUAAAUAUAAAUAACAGGUGAAUAACCUUCAUUCGCCCAGUUCAUGCUUCAUUUCUGUCUUCCAGUGUGAAAGGUUAGCUUGUUUGGCUAUAUCAAGCUGCAGUAAAUGACAGUAAACAGUUUUAAGAAGUAAACCCAGCACAAUCUAUACGUACAUAUCUGACUCCAUGAUUACAGAUAUUAGAAUUCUGAGCACAGCAGCUCAGUUGUCGAAUCAGGCCCAGAAUUAAUCCUCAUAUUUGGGCCUAGUUUCUGAAUAUCAGGUGCUCCAGCAGUUUGGCUGCUGCAGUUCAAUCCCCAGACUCAGGGCAGGGUUCUCCUAGCUGGUGGCCCUCUUGGUGGAAGGGUUGGUUGGAAUCAUACCAGGGUCUCCAGUGCUGCCCAUUGCUAAUUUUUUUUUACAGCAUGUGCUGUUUGAAGGGAUUUCCUCCUGCAUCAUAUCCGAAUGAUUCCAGUGAUAAAGGAAUUCCAUGACAGGGAUAAAAUAGACAAUCUGGGAUUUUUCUUUUUGGAGCACUAAAGGCUAAGGGAAGAGAUGGUGGAGGUGUACAAAACCUUGAUUAAACAGGCUGGAGUUGGGGGGUGCGGGGGGCUGUCAAAGGCUAGAGGUCAGAGAUUUAAAGUGUUUGGCAAGAGAUCGAAGGAGACACACAGUAUUUUUUUUAACCCAAGCAUUAUCUGCAAGUGUAGUGGAUGUAGAUUCAGUUGUGGCUUUCACAUUGAACUGGAUUAAUGUUAGAAAAUUAAAUGGGUGGAAAAAAACAGGAAUGGGACUGCCUGUCUACAGAAAACUGCCAGUGCCAUAGACUCAAAGGGCAAAAUGAUGUGUUGUUUUAAUGCUACAUGCCCAGAAUCAUGGCAGCUAACAGCAGUGUGAAACGAGGUGGAGGUCGGGUAUUUGUGGGUGGACAGGAACAUUGGUUUUUUACAGGCAUGGGUUCUUAAUCAUUGGGUUUUUACUAACAAGCAUCUGGUGAGAGUCUUCCAGCCUGAUGUGAGAAAUCAAAAACCUGUCCCAAGACACUCUAACUCAAGCCCAGUUAUUCUAAAAUAUCAGCCAAAAUCACUCAACAAUUUGCAUGUCAUCACCAGUUAGAAAUUCAAAAGGGUAUUUUUUAACGAUGUGAAUGUCGGAAGAGCGAAAUCUAAACAGAAGCAAUCCACAAAAGAUCGGUUGCUGAGCAACAGAAAAGACAGGAGAGCAUUUUGAGAGAGAACUCUUCCUCAGUUGAGUAUCAUUUUUACUUAUACUUGACCUUUGUCUCUUUAUCUUAGUGGAUUUAAUACUGGUUCUUUUAGACUGACCUCAGUUCAGUCAUCAUUUGUGCCAUUUUUGUUUUGACAAUCUUUGGUUGGGGGGUGGGAAACAAGCUGAUUUCACUUUCAGUAGGAAACUUUAGUUCCAAAUCCCAGCAAAAAUCACGACUUAAAAACAAAAGCAUUCAAUAACUGCUGAAUGUCAUUUAUUUGGGUGUAAUGAUUAGGAGUUCAGAUUCUCUCCAUAAUUAGCAAUUGCACUAGUUAUGUUAACAAGAGUAGCUGAUUUCAGUAAUCGAGAGGCAUUUGCCCUGAUGGCUUACCAAUACAGUAUGUAAUUAAUCCACAAGGUUCAGAAAGGAGUCUAACUCCAUGUCCUCUUUUGAUCUCAGCUAAAGUUCUCAGGGUAAAAGUGGACAAAUCAGUUGGAAUGUGCCCAAGUGUGAGAACAGAGUCGCCCUUGGAUUGUGAUGCCCCCACAUUUAAACUGCCUGCCAACACUCACUAUGUAGGCACGUGCAUGGAACAUGACCCUGGAUGAGUUACUAAUGGGGAAGCAGUACUAUUAUCUUGGAGAAAAGGAGAGGAGUAAAUUUAGAGCAUCAGGAUGUGUCUGAUUAAGUAGUCAAGAACACUAUUAGAUUUAUGGAGAAAAUUUACCAUAGCAGGUAAAAUGUUUCCUGCAGCACUGGAGUUAUCUGAGGCAGGGAUCAGUUCUAGCCCUGUGCCAAAGAUAUGUCCGGAUGCUUGGAAAUAAUGCAUAGAUACCUUAUAUCAUGAUAUUGUAUUAGAAGAAUUGCAGAAUUGAUUAACUUACAGGCAUCAUUACUGCAAUAUACUGCAGCUUUGAGAUUGUUACACAGGGGUCAUGAAGUACCUCACAACCCUUGCUUAUAUAAAUAUAUAAAUGUGUUAAUUAUUCUGACAUAACAGAACAUUAUAAGACCAUUCUUAGUUAUAAUAUUGAGGAGCUAUAGCAGUUGAAGGCAUUUUAUAAAGGUGUUGAGAUUAAGAUUUUUUCCUUAUAUGUGUAUAUCAGAACACUACCACUGCCCAGUGAUUCAAAGUAAUUUUUCUCAGUCAUUCCUGCUGGCAACAGAUUCAGAAUUGAAAUCACAGCCUUGGGAUGUUACUUCCAGUAAUGAUGCUUCAUCAUGUAUUGAUAAAUAAUCCAAAUCAAAAAGGUUCUGAUGCCCUUGACCACUUCUGGAUAAGAUAAUGAAUGGGUAGAUGGGAUGUGUGUUUUGUAAAGUUUGUACUGCAUGGUUAUUGUAACGUUGAAUGUGUCUGAAUGAAGCUGUUCAAUCUUCCAUUUACUUAAAAAUUAAUAAUUAAAAUGUCAGCUGGCACUACAGGGACAAUUGUAACCAUAACCUGUUUUCUAUAUGUGCUGUAAUUAAAUUGCUUUGGUAGCUCCAGGUUCCAAUGAUUGGAAAAGAACCAAGUUACUGGUACAGCCUGCUGACUUAAUUGGGGUGACUAGCUGGCUGUAAAAUCCUGCUUAUUAAAGAGUAUAUUCAUGACA
This is a messenger RNA of Pristis pectinata (smalltooth sawfish), 9425 nucleotides long. Its product is annotated as bone morphogenetic protein receptor type-2-like. Gene Ontology annotation, cellular component: signaling receptor complex; plasma membrane. Lineage: Eukaryota; Metazoa; Chordata; Chondrichthyes; Rhinopristiformes; Pristidae. Gene Ontology annotation, molecular function: ATP binding; transforming growth factor beta receptor activity. The record is from RefSeq and is a predicted model, not a curated record. Gene Ontology annotation, biological process: cellular response to growth factor stimulus; BMP signaling pathway; protein phosphorylation.